Messenger RNA from Closterium sp. NIES-67, 3178 nucleotides. Lineage: Eukaryota; Viridiplantae; Streptophyta; Zygnematophyceae; Desmidiales; Closteriaceae. The record is from the annotation of a GenBank genome assembly.
GAUCUUUGCAGAGACUAAGUCCAGCUGUAGAGACUUUCAGACUUUGAGUAGUGCAGCGGAAGUUUGAGACAGUUGAACCCUUGUACUAGUAUGUGAGAACAAGAUCUUUCCAGAGACUAAGUCCCAGUUGAAGAAUGAGACUUGAGUAGUGCAGCGGAAGUUGAGGCAGUUGAACCCUUGUACUAGUAUAUGAGAACAAAUCUCGGUAGCUAGAAUGGGCACAUGCGGAGUACAUAGAUUCUUCCUGACGGCAGCACUGCUGUCGUGUAGCUGGCCUUCCCCCAAGAAUGCUACCCGUUGCGGGUCGGAGAACUGCCAUACACGUGAUGCUUGAUCGCAAAAUGCCGAGUACCCUCCAGCAUGGCAUCAAUGCAUGCACGUGAUGCUCGAGGCGAAACCGACCCUGGAGCUGCGCAGUGCUUGUGCACAGUAUGCGCUGCAUGCGCCAAGAUCGAGUUGGCCCUUCGCUGAAGUUAAAGACGACGGCCAAAACGUCAUUCCCCGAUUGAACCGAAGCCACGUUGCCCUUCUCUGAAGUCAGACGGCCCCCAAGGCCAAGACGCCUGAUAAAGUCGUCAGUAAUGACGACUGCCCAGCAUUUGUCAUGCAUGCCAGUGCUAGUACUACUACUAAAACGCCAUGCCGCCGGAUGAAGCGAAUUCGCCGUCCCAGUCCUCUUCGCUCGCCGUUCAGCCGCGGCGGUCACCGCGGUGGUGGUCCGCAGAAGAGGACGCUGUUCUAUUGCGCCACGCCCUGCGCUGCGGCACGAGGCAGUGGGGAGAGCUGGGAAGGAGCGGUCAGUUGAAGUGGAGCGGCAAGUCGUGCUGUAACCGUUACAUCUUCCUCAAAAGGAAGUUUCUUCAUCGCAGAACAGAGCGCCUGGGAGGUGCCGCUGUCGCAUUCCCCCAAGGCAUGGCCUUGGAGGGGCCGAGCCAGUUCCAGCCUUGGCAUGACGACCAGCAGCAGCAGCAGCAGCAGCAGCAGCAGGGGGAGGAUGGCGUCGGUUCACCCGGGUUGCCGACACCUACUCUUACUUUCGGUGGGCUGUCGUUUGACGAGUGCAGGAGUGUGUUUCUCUCACCCAAUGCCCGCUGCUCCAAUGCUCGUUUUUCCAGUGCUCCCUUCUCCAAUGCUUCUUUUCCCGGUGCUGCUGCUGUCUCCAAUGCUCCGCCUAUUGCUUCUGCUUCCAGUGGACCUGUCUCCGACGCUGCUGCUCUGGCGAAUGGAACCGCUUAUGUCGGCGCAGCUGCACUCAGCUUGCCGAUGAAGCGAGCGAGAGAGGACUGGAUUGGGCUGGAGGACCGGAGCGGGGUGACUUUUGAGUCGACUCAGAAGUCACCUCUGGCGAGUGGAACCGCUUGCGUCGGCUCAGCUGCACUCAGCCUGCCCUUGAAGAGAGCGAGAGAGGAAUGGAACGGGCUUAUGGCGACUGCAACGGAGCUGAGUCGAGCCGAGAGAGCGUGGGCCACUUUUGAGUCGACUCAAAAGGGCUGGAGCGGAGGGCUUAUGACGGACGCACCGGUGCUGAGUCGAGCCGAGAGAGCGUGGGCCUGCCGCACCAUGAGGCACUCUGAGUCCUCGGAGCAGCAGCAGCUGCUGCAGGGGGCGGAGAGUGACAUUCUGGACGAUGUGCUGAUGCAGCAGCAGCAGCAGCAGCAGCGGCGGCGGUGGCAGCGGCGGCGGGUAUUUCGGCCUUGCGUGGAGUCGGAGAGUGCCCUUCCAGGCGAUGUGCAGCCGGGAUUCCUUAGCGCGGAUCCCAACUUCAGCGCACCGCGUGCUGCUCUCUCAGCACCUCUCUCCACCCACCUGCAGCCUGCACUUCCUGCACCCAUGCGCACCCAACUCCCUGCUCUGCCUGGUUCUGCUCCCGGGGGGAAGAGCAGCUUCUCUGGAGACAUUUAUUUUCUCUCCAAUGAAAGCAUUUCUGGGGGGCAGGAGUUGGUCCCGUGCACUGAGGCAUGCAGCGCAGAGCAGGAGAGCGACUCCCUUCAAGAAGAGCUUCCCACGCCAGCACCCCGCCUCUGGCUGCCUGGCCUCCCGCCUGUCCCCUGCUUGCGGCGCCCCUGGACUCCCCUGCAGUCCCCUCUGACCCCUCGUGCUUUCUGCCACCUGCUCUUGGGGACUGAGCCUCUGGGGCGAGUGCUGGCAGCCCCAGGCGCUGGGGAAGAGCUGGAAUUCGUGGCAGAUUGGACGGUGGAGGAGCAGAGAGGGACUGUGGAGGAGGAGCAUGUUCAGCCGCACAGGCACCAGCAGUUGAACGGCCCUCAGCGCCCAGAGCUCGUCCCGCUGUGCCAGCCACUGUCCCAGCCACUGUCCCAGCCACUGUCCCAGCCACUGCCCCAGCCACUGCCCCAGCCACUGUCCCAGCCUCUGUCCCAGCCUCUGUCCCAGCCUCUGUCCCAGCCUCUGUCCCAGCCUCUGUCCCAGCCUCUGUCCCAGCCUCUGUCCCAGGCGUUUCUGCAGACUUUCAGUUCUCAGCAGCCAGUGGCCCCUGGAAACAUUAGCAGUAUCUCCAACAUCCCUCUACAUGGAAGGCAGAUGCCCCCGAGUCUAAGAGGCUCGCACAUGCAAGCUCCCAUGCGGACAAGCCCUGCCUUGCUGCCAAUUCCCUUGAUUACACCACCGGCCCACGAGUCUGCUGCCCACUCGCACCAACAACCCGGCCCUGCCUUGCUGCACGAGCCCGGCACUGCACCAGAACUCACGGACCCAGCAUUAUCUUGGCCUGACAUGACCUUUACUCUGGGCGGCGAUGGGGAUUCUUUGCUUGCCAGGGUUGGUCAUGGCCUCAACUCGGAUGCUCGCACCUCGACUAAUCUGCUCGUGCUUGGAGGAACAACCAACUUGAAGACUGAGAAUAAUGGGGAUGCGGUUUUGAUUGACCGUACCAACACUUCGCAUGAACCCUUAAAUCUCUCACAUGCAGUGAAGCUUGCUGCUGGGAUGCCACCAUUCGCCCACAUUCUCGCCCCGAUUCAUCGGGGUCGUUCUGGCCAAGCGCCUAAUGUUGCACUGGUCUUUGCCAGUACUAUGCUGCCUUGUUUGUCACACAAAAGAAAUGGGGAUUAGCUUGUAAUAAAUAGUGCCGUACUUGCACGUACUGUUAGAAUACUAGAAUAAUUAGAAAGAAGAGAGAACAAGGGAGAUUUAGGGUUUGGUUUGUACUCUCUAAGAACAC